CGCUUACGAAUGUCGCGCGAUCGACCGAUCCGUCCGCGAUCCACGACGACCAGCCACCACCGGCCGACGGAGGCGUCGCGAGCCGCCGCGCGUUACCAGCAGCGGACCGUCUAGGAGACGCCCGGUGCACCGGUCUGAUAUGCGACGCGGGGGACCGGAGGCGUUCCGCGUGUCGGAUAGACCCUGGACCCUCAUCUGCUCGACGGAGCACCGUUUCUGACCAGGUCCGGUCGUUAGUGGACGAGGUGACGAGUGUGUUGCUACCGGUGAUCGAACCGUUGGUGGACCGAUCGUGCCGUGCUCGGGACGUUGGACGGAGCGGCGCGCGUCCACGAUGUCGGGCGAGACCGAGAUCGAGGUGUCCGUGGUGUCGGAAGAGGAUCUCGAGCUGGAGGGGUCUAGGAGCAGCUCGACGCCGGCCGAGCUGCUGCUCCAAGAGAAGAACGGCAAGACCGGCUGCGGCCUGAACAAUCAUCACUCGUUCGGCUUCGACAUGGGCAAGCCGCCGCUGAGGCCGGCCUGCAAUCCCCAGUACACUUCGUUCAGCAUAUCGAGCAUCCUUGGCAGGCCCGAGUCGCCGCCCGUCGACUCGACGUCCACGGUUUCCGGCGAGAGGCAGUCGUCGGACGUCGACAGAGCCUCGCCGCCGACGCAGACUUCGCAGAGGAUCGGAUCCGCCUGCGACAGCCCGAACAGGGGAUUGUCCUCGCCCACGCCGUUGAGAUUCGCCGCGAACCAACGGAGCACCGCCGUGGGACACCCGAUCGAGACCAGGAACAGUUCGACGAGUAUCGGUAUCGGGUGUGCUACCAGUGCUACCAGCCCGGCGUCCACGUUCUCGCCGCCCAGCGACACCGCCGCCAACCCGCUCUUGGGACACCAAGCGUCGGCGGACUUGGCGAUGCUGUCGAGAUUAGGCCUGAUGUCGUCGCUGAUAGCGGGUCGCUACCCUGUCGGCAUCGGCGUCGGCGGCGUGUUCUUCCCGUCUACGUUGCAACACCUCCACCAGCAACAGCAGCACCAGCAUCACUCGCGGCUGGCGGCCGCGUCCUCCGCGUUGAGCAACGCGGUCCAGGUCACCGGCCAAUCGGACAUCGUCGACGCCGACGGCAUCCGCGGCGUCCUGCCCGGCGGCGCCGGUUGGCCGUUUCCAUGGAGGCCGACGCACGGCCUGCAGACGCUCGAGCAUCCGUCGCCCAGCGACGUCGUGGGCACCCUCAGCCGCGUCAGUCCCGCAUCCGCGAGCUUUCCGCAAAGGGAUGACCUGGACGACGAGACCGGCGAGGACCGGCUGCACCGGACGCGCAGCCCGUCGACGGGCGACGAGGGCCACGACGACCUAGGCGACCAGGACGACUGCGGCGACGGCGACGGCGAGGGCGAAUCGACGAACUCGACCGGCCUGCACGCGGGCAACGGCACGGGGAACGGCGCCGGCGGCGGCGGGGGCGGUGGAGGCGGGGGCGGCGGCGGUGGAGGACAGAACAGCGUGCAGGUCGGCGUGGACGGCCGCGACUCCGGCAGCAUGAAGCGCAAGAAGAAGACGCGGACGGUGUUCUCGCGGUCGCAGGUGUUCCAGCUGGAGAGCACGUUCGACAUG
Nomia melanderi (Alkali bee) is the source of this 1600-nucleotide messenger RNA. RefSeq names its product H6 family homeobox (gene Hmx). Lineage: Eukaryota; Metazoa; Arthropoda; Insecta; Hymenoptera; Halictidae. The record is from RefSeq and is a predicted model, not a curated record. Gene Ontology annotation, biological process: regulation of transcription by RNA polymerase II. Gene Ontology annotation, cellular component: nucleus. Gene Ontology annotation, molecular function: RNA polymerase II transcription regulatory region sequence-specific DNA binding; DNA-binding transcription factor activity, RNA polymerase II-specific.